GUUCGAUUCCUGCGUCUGUCGGUUUUCAUUUCAGAUUAAACGUUCGAGCUGUACCGUUCAAAGGCUGCCCGAAACGACGUUGGAGAUAGAAGUUAAACCAGGAUGGAAAGCUGGCACGAAGAUAACGUUCAGUGGGGAAGGAGAUGAGCUUGGGUGUAGUGGGAGAUGCCAGGAUGUGGCUUUCAUCAUACGGGAGAAAGAGCAUCCACUGUUUGAACGAUGCGGUUCUGAUUUAACGUACAAGAAGAAAGUGACGCUGAAGGAAGCUCUCACUGGUUUCGAGAUCGACGUUCCUACAUUAGCAGGUUCUACUAGAAGGUUGAAGGUGGAGCAUAUGAUCAAGCCUGGAAGUCGCGAGAUUGUGUCAAAUGCGGGGAUGCCGAUUUCGAAGGAGCCCGGAAAAUUCGGAAAUUUAAUCGUUUGUUUUGAGGUCGAAUUUCCGGAAAAUCUCAAUAGGGCGCAAAUGGAGGCUCUGAAGUAUAUCUUGUGA
Molecule: messenger RNA, 490 nt
Organism: Perkinsus marinus ATCC 50983
Lineage: Eukaryota; Perkinsozoa; Perkinsida; Perkinsidae
Product: molecular chaperone, putative
Exons: 4
Cellular component (GO): cytosol
Molecular function (GO): protein-folding chaperone binding
Source: RefSeq, a predicted model, not a curated record